AUGUCUAUGCCGUCCUGCUGUUCGUCUAGAACCCUGCGAUCCGUGCGUUUUGCGAAUCUGUGCCACGUUCCCCUUUCCCUCUCGCCCCCUCUACCCCUUGUCAAGAUGCGUGGCGCACGGUUCUCGUUCUUGUGGCGUUCCUACGUGCCAUCCUGGGCACCCGAGUUUGCAGGCGUGGCGCACGGUCGUGCAACCGCCUUCUUGCCUUCAUUUCGAUUCCUUUCAUCCCUUUAUGUCCUCUCCCAUCCUGCUCUCCUCUCCUCUCCCAUCCUGCUCUCCUCUCCUCUCCCAUCCUGCUCUCCUCUCCUCUCCCAUCCUGCUCUCCUCUCCUCUCCCAUCCUGCUCUCCUCUCGUCUCCUGCUCUCCUCUCCUGCUCUCAUAUCCUCUCCUGCUCUCAUAUCCUCUCCUGCUCUCAUAUCCUCUCCUGCUCUCAUAUCCUCUCAUGCUCUCAUAUCCUCUCCUGCUCUCAUAUCCUCUCCUGCUCUCAUGUCCUCUCCUGCUCUCAUAUCCUCUCCUGCUCUCAUAUCCUCUCCUGCUCUCAUAUCCUCUCCUGCUCUCAUAUCCUCUCAUGCUCUCAUAUCCUCUCCUGCUCUCAUAUCCUCUCCUGCUCUCAUGUCCUCUCAUGCUCUCAUAUCCUCUCCUGCUCUCAUGUCCUCUCCUGCUCUCAUAUCCUCUCCUGCUCUCAUAUCCUCUCCUGCUCUCAUAUCCUCUCCUGCUCUCAUAUCCUCUCCUGCUCUCAUGUCCUCUCCUGCUCUCAUAUCCUCUCCUGCUCUCAUAUCCUCUCCUGCUCUCAUAUCCUCUCCUGCUCUCAUAUCCUCUCCUGCUCUCAUAUCAUCUCCUGCUCUCAUAUCCUCUCCUGCUCUCAUAUCCUCUCCUGCUCUCAUAUCCUCUCCUGCUCUCAUAUCCUCUCCUGCUCUCAUAUCAUCUCCCAUGCUGCCCGUCUGA
Molecule: messenger RNA, 945 nt
Organism: Closterium sp. NIES-65
Lineage: Eukaryota; Viridiplantae; Streptophyta; Zygnematophyceae; Desmidiales; Closteriaceae
Source: the annotation of a GenBank genome assembly